Molecule: messenger RNA, 3301 nt
Organism: Stegastes partitus (bicolor damselfish)
Lineage: Eukaryota; Metazoa; Chordata; Actinopteri; Pomacentridae
Gene: meak7
Product: MTOR associated protein, eak-7 homolog
Exons: 8
Coding region: 62-1375 (437 amino acids)
Biological process (GO): TOR signaling; response to oxidative stress
Cellular component (GO): nucleus
Source: RefSeq, a predicted model, not a curated record
UAGACGCCUCAGCGCUCCCUUCAUGUGAACAUAAUGACAUCAUGUGUGACUGCAGUGCAUCAUGGGUAACACAGAGAGCGUGGUGGUGCAGAAGCGUCUGGCCCGUUUCCGCCCCGAGGAGCGUCCUGUCGUCGAGGGAGUCUUCGACCGGCUGCAGGGUGGAGCUGGAGGGCCUGCAGGGAAAACGCUGACGCUGGAGAUGCUGCAGGUGAGACUGUUGAACCCUCUGAACUCUGUCCCGUCACAUUUUCCUCACUGUGGGUUCAAUUUUCACUGCAAUAUAAAGACCUCCAUGGAGACAGGAAGAAGAAGUUCUUAUUUCCUCCAGGACCUGGUGUCGGCUGUGGUCCAGAUUCUGGUCCAGAGGGGGCGCCUGCAGGGCUGGAAGCCCGACAGGAUGGCUGACGGGUCUGUGGGGGUGCAGCUGCUGUCGGAGCAGAUGUGUUCUGAGCUCAAGCCUUCAGACCAGGGCCUCUGUGACGUGUCCUGCCUGGAGGACUGGAUCUUCAGGGUGCCCCAGGUGUCCCUGUACCUGGAGCUGCUGGUGGCUGAAGGCCUGGAGGUGGCGCUGAGCGGCCGGCCGACUCCGACGCUGCUGCCGCCCUGCAGGGAGACGCCCUGGAAGGACCUGAGGAGCCUGCUGGACCCGCCCACCCUCAUGUUCCUGGCCCCACAGGCGUCCAUGGGCAGCGUGGCUCCAGACUCCAUGGUGAGGAGGAUCCACCGCUGCCUGAGCAGCAUCGACGCCGGGGUGGCGGCGCCGGCCGGGAAACCCAACCAGUCUGCGGCGUCCGGAGCGGGUCGGGAGCAGCUGGUGGUCUUCCUGGCCGACGUCCUGCGAGGAACGGCGGAGGAGCGAGCCCCUCUGGUGAUGGCCAUGUCCCAGCCGGCCUCGGGGGCAGCAGCCAGCGGGGGGCAGGUGGUGGAGGUGAGCGGGGCAGAAGGUGACUCCAGAUGCUUCCUGUUCACUGUGUUCCCCAAGCUGAGGGUUUACACAGCGACCGGAUACAACCAGCACUUCAUGUACCUCAACCAGAACCAGCAGACCAUGCCCAACGGCCUGGGUAUGGGCGGGCAGCACGGCUACUUCGGACUCUGGCUGGACAGCGACUUUGGCCGCGGUCACAGUCGAGCUCGACCCAAAUGCACCACCUACGGCAGCCCUCAGCUGUCCGGAGACGAGGACUUCACCGUGGACUCGAUGGAAGCCUGGGCCGUGGGGAAACCUCCAGAACCAGAGGAGGGUGACGACGAGGCGGGGGGCAAGAGGAGCAUCCUGGACGUGGAUCCCGAAGUCCAGGCCAUAAUGGAGAUGACGGGGAAGACGCUGCACAGCCAGGGCCUCCGGGAGCCGGAGGAGGACCAGGACCAGUGACUGAGAGCUGACACCGACACACACACACGGUUUUAUUUCUUUUCCUGCUGUUCCCUCAAACCCUGCUGCUGCUGGUCAGUGAAAGACUUGAAGCCGGUUAUUUCCUCCUGAGCGGCCGAUCCGUGAAGUCAUUUCUCUCUGGGCGUGUUGACACUUCAGCCGCUCGGCAGAAGAAAACUCGCUAUUAAAAUCGCCGACACAGGAAGGUGAGAGCAGCGGAGCAGGGCGGGUGAGUUCAACCACACAUUUACAUGCAGCAUGUGACUGAACGACACGUCUGUGAGGUUUAUGUUUCAUCUGAGAAGCUCACAGAUGUUGUUCAGGAAGCUGCAGUGGAUGAUGAAUCUACGGUGAUAAAGACAUCUGGUUUUACAGACUGGCUCGUGUCCUCUGUGUGGAGCUGAUAAACCAGCACGAGUGAGACAAAUAAAGAAAAAUGUGAAAUAUUGUGAACAUAUAAGAGAUGCUGUAGGUUUUAUUCCGUUGCUCCGGCAGGUCUGUGGUGGAAUAUGUGACGGAUUUAUCAGGUUUAUGUGUUAAAACAGCUGGAAACUCUGAAAAACAUCCGGUUUGGUGUUAAUAACGUCUCCAGACUUCAGUAUUGGUGAUUUUUUUUUUCUCUACUUUUGUAUUAUUAUGUUUUGUUUCCUCUCAUUCAUGUGAGCUUUUAUUUAUUCAUUUUAAGCAAGCUAGGAAGGGAAUUUAAACAUUUUAUAUCCGCAACAAAUUAGUCAGUGUGACGUGAGCUUAAUAAUAGAUGUUAUAUAUACGAUGAUGCCAUUAGAUUAGUAGAUUAAAAAUCCCGUCUCGCUCACUAAAAAUCGUCUUUACACUCGACUCACUCGCUGUAUUUACUUUAAUCGAGACAGGAAGCUGACAUUCAGCGUUUUUCUGAUUAUCUCUGUUUUUAUUUUCUAAAAACUGAAUCCAGUUGAAGUAAAUGAAUCUAAAAAUGCACGACACUGUGAGUUCGAUCAACUUCCUGCCCACGGCUCCGUCUGAUUGGUUACACGCUCCGAGUAGCGACCAAUCAGCACUGAGGGAUAAAUAUUUAGUAACAAUAAACAUCAGCACAGUUUUCUUUUGGCUUAUUCUAAACUUUGACGCCAGGAGUUUCAGCUCUACUGCAAAUGUGUAGCAAAUAUCAGUUAUUGAUCUCCUUGAUUGCUAAUAAUCGGUAUUGAUAUCAGCCGCAACAAAACAUAUGAAACAAAAUAUGAAGUUUAAGUUAAACCUGGAACAAAUUAACCGUCACAUAACCCUCAUGUGUGCGUUUCUAAUCACACAACGGUAGAAAAAGAAUUUAGUGCAGCUUCUACAAAAAGUUUAUUUACAAUAAGUUGGUAAAAUAAAAAACAUUUUAUUGUUCAGCAUAACCUCAACCUGUGGCGACGUGUUGCUGCAACACCUGGAAAAAGAACUCAGUCAGUGUCAUAACGGGAGAAUAUUAUAGUUACAACAGGAUGUCUUAACAUUACUACAAAAUAAAAGCUUGUUAAAAUGUGAAACGUUUCAUAUGAUCACUUGUUUAAAUGAGGAAAUGUGUGAAAAAUGGCUCGUCUGCACAAUUUCAUGAUGUUUUUUUAUGUUUGGGUUGAAAUAUGUUAUUGAACACACGGAUGAUACUGUUUUUAAAAUGCAAUUUAACACAAUAUCCUCCAUCAUAUUCAAUUUAUUCACUAAAACAUGACAGUUUUAGAGUGUAAUCGACUGUUAAAUAAGUGCACAGUGUGUGUUUUGUGAAUUAAAUCUGAAUAAAUUCAACCCUAUCGGCUUUAUACGACUCAAAACUUGUUGACUUUAAAUUUAAAAAUAAAAAACUGUGAUUGUUGUGGGGUUUGUGUGAGGAAAAGCUUAGUGAGUGAUAUUCAUGUGUGUUUCCCUGUAAAGUCGCCUGUAAUAAAGUGAGAGGAUCCGUCUACUGAA